AUGGCUACUACUACUCUCAUCACGCUUUUCCUAGGGUUCUUAGCCCUAACGAGUACCCUUAGCUUCAACGCUGAAGCUAGGCCUCAACCAAGUGAUGAGGAUCUCGGUACCGUCAUUGGACCUCACACUAGAUUCGACGACGAUCUUGGUACAGUGAUUGGACCGGAAGAGAUCGAAGCACCGCACGCCAACCUAGACGAUGAGGAUUUGGGUACCAUCAUUGGACCCGAGUAUGAGAUCCACAGGCGCGAUUUCCCCGACGAUUUCAUCUUUGGAACAUCCGUUUCUGCCUAUCAGGUUGAAGGUGCUAAAAAGGGAUCUGGGAGAGGCUUGACAACAUGGGAUGAAUUUACGCACAUGCAUCCUGACAAGGUGGAUCAUGGUGAUGAUGGAGAUGUCGGAGUCGACUUCUAUACCCGUUACGAGGAUGAUAUCGAAUUAAUGAAGAAGUUGAAAACGAAUGGGUUCAGAUUUUCAAUCUCAUGGACCAGAGUCUUGCCUUAUGGAACGAUAGAGAAAGGUAAAAACGAUGCGGGGGUGAAGUACUACCACGAUCUUAUAGAUGCACUUAAAAGAAAUGGCAUUGAGCCAGCAGUAACUCUAUUUCAUUGGGAAUCUCCACUUGCUCUAGAACUUGCGUAUGGCGGAUUUCUAAGCGAAAAGAUCGUAGAGGAUUUCCGAGCAUUUGCGAAAUUCUGCUUUAAGGAAUAUGGAGGUAAGGUGAAGAAUUGGGCGACAUUUAACGAGCCAUCCGUAUACAGCGUUGCGGGUUACUCGAAAGGUAAGAAAGCACCAGGACGUUGCUCUCCGUGGGAAACCCUCAAAUGUUCAUCAGGAGACUCAUCCAGGGAGCCUUAUGAAGUUGCUCGCAACCAACUUCUUUCUCAUGCUGCUGCUGUUGAAGAAUUCCGAAAAUGUGAACAGUGCCAAGAGAUUGGAGGGAAGAUUGGAAUAGUGUUGGUAUCUCACUGGUUCGAGGCUCAAGAUCCAAAUUUGAGUAAAGACGUGGACGCAGCGAAACGAUCCCUCGAGUAUUUACUCGGAUGGUUUCUUCGCCCUCUCGUAUAUGGGCAGUAUCCAACCGAAAUGCUACAAGAUCAAAAUCUCAAGGAACGAUUGACUCCAUUUAAACCAGAAGAAUCUGAGAAACUCAAAGGAUCUUUGGAUUUCGUUGGAUUGAAUUACUAUGGAGCAUUUUUCUCAACCCCACUCACCAAUCUCAAUUCAUCGCAGAUUAGUUAUAUCUCCGACGUGCGUGUAAACUGGACAGUUGAGCAAAACCAUUCACCACAUCUCAAGCCAACUGCAAUGGGGAUAGUUGUAUAUCCAGAGGGUUUGAUGAAGCUCUUAAAACAUAUCAAAGACGAAUACAUGGAUCCAGAGAUUUACAUCAUGGAGAAUGGGAUGGACGAGAUCGACGAUGGGAAGAAGAGCGUAGAGGAAGCCACAAACGACUAUGGGAGAAAAGAGUUCAUCAAGAGUCACAUCUUAAUCAUGGGAAAGUCUAUCAAGAUGCACAAUGUGAGGUUGAAGGGCUACUUCAUAUGGUCACUAAUGGACAACUUCGAGUGGGAGAGAGGUUACAAAAUGAGGUUUGGGCUCUAUUAUGUCGAUUUCAAGGACAACAUGAAACGACAUAUGAGGUCAUCUGGGAAAUGGCUAAGUGAGUUUCUUGAUUCGAAAGAGACUCUCCAUAAAUGCUACUUCCAUAGCCAUAAGGGGAAAGGAUAUGCUCCCAAGUUGUUCGACACUGAGUACUUGGAGCCUGACAAUACUAAGCUGAGCUACAGGAGCGAUUUUAUGUGA
Thlaspi arvense is the source of this 1806-nucleotide messenger RNA. NCBI's taxonomy places the organism in Eukaryota, Viridiplantae, Streptophyta, Magnoliopsida, Brassicales, Brassicaceae. The record is from the annotation of a GenBank genome assembly.